UCAUUUUUCUACAAAUAAUAUCGAUAGAUCAUAUAUAUAUGUUAUGAACAACCCUAGCCGUGUGUAAUCGGUCAUCACUAUUUUCCUAUCGCUCGUGAGAUUCGCCAGGUUGAAAAUUUUUCGUCGUACUCUCGGAACAACAAAGCGACAAGUCGUCAGACAGCAGCAACAUGUCCGCCUACAAGCUGGAGACCGCCCCCUUUGACCCCCGGUUCCCCAACCAGAACGUGACCCGGUACUGCUACCAGUCGUACAUCGAUUUCCACCGCUGCCAGAAGAAGCGCGGCGAGGACUUCGCCCCCUGCAACUACUUCCAAAAGGUGUACAAGUCGAUGUGCCCCAACGCCUGGGUGGAGAAGUGGGACGAGCAGCGCGAUAACGGCACAUUCCCGGGCCGCAUCUAAGCCCGGCCAGCAGCGCACGCCUCCCUAGCCAUCCUAAGAACACCAAACGAGACGAAGGCGACCGGAGAUGAUGAUGAUGGAGGCUGGGCGGACUGGGUGGACUGGGCGUGGAACGAGAGUGUUGGGGUGGAGCAGCCGAGGGCAGGAGGUUGUCUGACAUCCGGAUGACAGGAUCAGGAUCAGGAUCUGUAACAGGCAGUUGUAACAAUUUCUAAAGUGAACUAGUUCAUGUUUGUGCUUUCCCAACGGUGCGGUGAAUGAAGACCAUCAUCUCACCCACCCGUCGUCAAAUACAAAUACACAAUUGUUCAAUUCCUGAAUUCUGAA
Drosophila ananassae is the source of this 731-nucleotide messenger RNA. It is a transcript of the gene COX6B, whose product is annotated as cytochrome c oxidase subunit 6B1. The transcript has 2 exons. The record is from RefSeq and is a predicted model, not a curated record. Lineage: Eukaryota; Metazoa; Arthropoda; Insecta; Diptera; Drosophilidae. Gene Ontology annotation, cellular component: mitochondrion; respiratory chain complex IV. Bases 171 to 404 code for a protein of 77 amino acids.